This is a messenger RNA of Chaetomium fimeti, 1182 nucleotides long. Its product is annotated as mitochondrial carrier domain-containing protein. The record is from RefSeq and is a predicted model, not a curated record. Gene Ontology annotation, cellular component: mitochondrial envelope. The coding region runs from base 1 to 1182 and encodes 393 amino acids. The transcript has 4 exons. NCBI's taxonomy places the organism in Eukaryota, Fungi, Ascomycota, Sordariomycetes, Sordariales, Chaetomiaceae. Gene Ontology annotation, biological process: carnitine transmembrane transport; mitochondrial transport. Gene Ontology annotation, molecular function: O-acyl-L-carnitine transmembrane transporter activity.
AUGCCUUCUUCGCCCCCUUCGCAGAAUCACGACGGCCAGCAGCGACUACAACAACAAACGCAAAAACAUGACAGAAACUUGAGCAAAAGGAAUGACACCGACGUCGAUGAGGAUAUUUGUCCAGACCCACGGCUGGCAACGGCGGCAGCCGCAGCGGCCGCCCUAAGUCGCAACUCUUCUUCUGCCCCCGGCAGCCCAACAUCACCUGGCAACAAUGCCGUCUCGAGCUACCAGCGCCUGGUCAAGCGCUACCGCGUCGAGGUGGCGGCGUCGGCCUCCAGCGUGCUCUCCACUCUCACGACAUUCCCGCUCGACAGCGUCAAGACGCGCAUGCAGACGUACCGGUACGCCGGGUUCGUAGACUGCGUGAAGCAUACCUACAACAAGGAGAAGCUCCGGGGUUUCUUCCGUGGCGUCACGGCGCCCAUGGCCAGCAUCACGCUCGUUCGGACAGUCUCCUUCUCCAUUUACCAGCGCUCCAAGUACACCUACUGCGACUGGGUCAAGCGCAAAUUUGGCGUGGAUGUUAUGGCACACGUCAGCUCGUCGGGGAGUUACCCAAACAUGUGGACCGUGGCGACAUUUGGCGCGGCCGGCGCGACGGCGGGGUCCUGUAUUACAGCGAUUGCUUGCCCUUUCGAGUUGACCAAGCUCAGCGCUCAGGUGUCGGUCCUGCUAGCGGACAAGAAGAACUGCCCGAGGCCGGAGAGCCAUGCGAUUGCCGCGAGUUAUCAGAACAAGGGAACCAUAAAGACGCUUGGGAAUAUCAUCAAGCACCGGGGCAUUGGCGGACUGUACACGGGAUUCAGGUUACACCUGAUGCGCGACACGCUCGGCACAGCAACCUACUUUAUGACGUACGAGAGCAGCAAACAGCUCCUAACCACCUUCGGAGGCGACGGCACCCAUUCGAACCCACUCGCUGUCCUGGUCGCAGGCGGGCUGUGUGGUAUUGUCUCAUGGGCCUUAAUCUAUCCAGUUGACUCCGCGAAAUCAAUCUACCAGCGCAAUUCCUUGAUGUACUCCAAGGGCCAAACGGUCGAACCGGUCAAGAUCCGAUUCUUCCAGCGCAACAUGUACCGCGGUUUGGGCGUGUCCAUGGGCCGGUCGUGUGCCGUGAACGCCGUCUUCUUCUCCUCGUUUGAAUUCUUGAAAAAGCGCAUCAAGGCUUGGGAGGAUUAA